AUGCGGCCACUGGCCGGCCGAGCGCGGCUCCCGCGCGCCUUGAUGCUACUGGCCGCGCUGCUGGUCACUGGCCUAGGGUUCCCACUGAGGAAGCGAGGUCCCGGGCCCCACGGCCACUCGAGGAUGGCGGAGCCUUCACUGGCCCCAGAUCUCAACUCCCCCAAGGAUAAGGAGACAACACCAGGAUUCCCUGGAGACCAGCUGCAGACAGAACCAUGUCAACCCAGAUGUCAGACCAUCCCUGAGCCAGCAGCUCUGACUCUGGGUACAGCCACCCCUCCCAGGACCCUAGAACACACAUCCCUGCUGCUGGAGCUGCAGAAGCUGCCAGGGUUGGCCAACACAGACUUGAGUGCACCAAACCCCAAUAUCCAGGUGACCAUCGAGGUGGUUCAGGACCCUCAGACUGAGGUAGAGAUGGACCUGCCUUCUGAGCCCAGCAAUCUCUGGCCCCUGCAUGCCCCUAGCUGGUUGCCCACAAAGGAACUCUUUUGGCCCCUCUUCUGGGGCUACCAGGAAGGUGAAGAAGGAGCCACCAGCCUCAAAGACAGGGCUCUAGGGGAAGCAGAGGAGGAAGAAGGAACAGACUAUGCUCUGGAGUACAUCGAGAGUGAGGACCAAGGGGGCACUGAAGAUGAGGAUGAAGAGCCUUGGUCCAGUGGGGCCGUAGACAACUGGGACUAUGACUGGUUGGGUCCUCAGGACCGGGACUUCCAGGAAUCAGACAGCUAUGACUAUGCACCUCAGGAGGAGUGGAGCACCUGGUCUCCUUGCAGUGGGAGCUGCAGCAACGGCCACCAGCAGAGGACAAGGCCCUGCGGCUAUGCCUGUACUGCCACAGAGUCCCGAGUCUGCGACCUUCCCCCCUGUCCUGGCACCGCAGAGGAGAACACAUUGGGCUUUCCCAGUGAGGGGUGGCAGCCCCUUGCCCACAAUGCUACGGAUAUGCUUGAUCCAGAUGUGGAUAGCUGUGAGAAGUGGUUGAACUGCAAGAGUGACUUCCUAGCUAAGUACCUGAGCCAAGUGCUCAAGGACCUGCCCAGUUGCCCGUGUGCAUACCCACUGGAGGCGGUGUACAGUGCCGUGAGCUUACAGGAUGAACAUCAGGGCCGCAGCUUCCAAUGGCGGGAUGCGAGUGGCCCACGGGAGCGCCUGGACAUCUACCAGCCUACGGCGCGCUUCUGCCUGCGCUCCGUGCUGUCUGGCAAGAGCAGCACAUUGGCUGCCCAGCACUGCUGCUAUGAUGAAGGCAGCCGGUUGCUGACCCGUGGCAAAGGAGCAGGAGCUCCGGACCUAGUCAGCACCGACUUUUCACCUGAGCUACACUUCAAGGUAGAUACACUGCCCUGGAUCCUGUGUAAGGGGGACUGGAGCCGUUACCACACUGUGCGCCCCCCCAACAACGGCCGGGCCUGCGCAGACAACCCACCAGAGGAAGAGUACCUGGCUCAACUGCAGGAGGCCAAAGAAUACUGAAGAGGAAUUAGAGAAUGGUCCUUCUGCCCUUUACCCUGCCUCUGUCCAGAUUGGGCAAGUAUUAGGGUCCAUCUGAGAGGCCAUUAGGCAUGCAUACCCCCCUCUUGUGAUCCUGAGUCAGGAGAACCCAGGCAUCUCAAGGUCUAGUGAGAGGGUAUGUCAGGCAUAAGGUCCCUGGGAUGUGUUGGGAAUGUGUCUGAAGGGGAGUGAAGGAGAGGAGCUAUCCCAGUCAGGCCACAAGCCCUUUCCCCUUUUUCUCAGAACGGGGCCCUUCCACCUUUCGCUCUGUUAAGGAUUGAGCCAGGGUGGUCCAGAUACAUCCCAGUUCCCAGGAUCUUCUGUGAAUCCCUUAGAUCCCCAUCCUAUGGCUACUUGUGGAAGAACACAGGGAGGGCUGGGGCAAGAAAGGACGGUCCUUUCAUCUGACUCUACAGAUGCUUUUUGCUGGGCUAACAGAACUGGGGUGACCACCCCUCUUUGUGGCACACAGCUUCUACCCUGUCCCACGCUGUGAGGCCAUCGGUGGGCUCAAGAAGUCAGCGGAGCUGAGGGGAGAUUGGUUCCAGGUAGGGAACCACCAGCUGUUUCUGGUCCUUCUUUGUUCAGUCCCCAGAUGACAGCCAUGGCAGCCAGGCUUGGGAGGAGCUCAGUACUACGGGUGGGCUCAGGAGGGUAUCAUCUGCCUGUAUCCAGGGCAAACAGUCUCAAUGUCGGAUGUGGGCCAUUCUGUGGUGUUGGUACCCACACCAGUGGCCCACUUUAUGUCCCCAACGUGGCGCCACUGAAAGCACUGGACUUGGACUUGGGAGAUGUGUGCCUUGGCUCCCAGCACACCCGUGCUCUUCCCAAACUACACUUCCUUGGUUUCUCUGGAGCUGAAAUACUGUAGACUUUCUGUCUCCACUCACAAAUCCUCCAAAAGGGCUUGGUAGGGAACUUGAGUCCAGCCCCAUCCACAGCUGUCCGGAAGCUGUCCUGGGAUUCUCAGCAAUAAAGCACUUUAUUUUCACAUA
This is a messenger RNA of Grammomys surdaster, 2489 nucleotides long. RefSeq names its product isthmin 2 (gene Ism2). The transcript has 6 exons. Lineage: Eukaryota; Metazoa; Chordata; Mammalia; Rodentia; Muridae. The coding region runs from base 1 to 1476 and encodes 491 amino acids. The record is from RefSeq and is a predicted model, not a curated record.